Messenger RNA from Lacerta agilis (Sand lizard), 7711 nucleotides. RefSeq lists its product as uncharacterized. NCBI's taxonomy places the organism in Eukaryota, Metazoa, Chordata, Lepidosauria, Squamata, Lacertidae. Gene Ontology annotation, molecular function: phospholipid binding; actin filament binding. The transcript has 32 exons. Bases 115 to 6540 code for a protein of 2141 amino acids. Gene Ontology annotation, biological process: actin cytoskeleton organization; muscle cell development. The record is from RefSeq and is a predicted model, not a curated record. Gene Ontology annotation, cellular component: cortical actin cytoskeleton; Z disc; cell projection.
AGAGGCUGGAAAAGAAUCUCUUGUGACCUUUCGAAGUGUUUUAUAGUCUCUUGUUAGAGUUCAGAACUGGUGGCCCACUCUCCCCUUCCCUUUCCCCUGUUUCCUGUGUGGCCAAUGCGAGGGGGAGAAAUGUCUGGCAGCAGAGCAAGGAAGGUCCAGCCGUUCACUAUUACCACCAAGCUUUCCCAACCCAAGUGCUCCCUGGACUUUCCAGGAGACAGCUGCCCCGACAUAGCUGCUCUGGAUAAUCACGCCCUGCACCAAAACCUCAAUGAGCGUGUGUCUCUGUAUCUGACUCAGGCUUCUCCCGUGUCCUCUGAGGGUAGGUUUGACAGCACCAGCCCCAUUGAGGUGGCCACCAAUGAAGAUCGCAUCAACCGCAACUCCCUGUCCCGCUCUAUCAAGAAAAUCACCUUGUCCAACUGGCACGGAGAACCUAAUCCAGGGGAGGAAACAUCAACUCAUACCCGUUGUGAGAGGAACUGCAACAACAACAACUGCAGAACAGGGAAAUCACAGUUUAAGGUCUUUCUCAGAAAAGAGGUGGAAAUAGAAGAAGAAAAGCAAGACUCUAGGAGGCCCCAGAUGUCAAGCUGUGCUGUUGCAGGUCCCUGGAAGGAGAAUGUCAAGAACAUACAGGCAGGCGAAGUAGCAGGGCUGAAGCCUUGCCUCCAGAGCAGCCCAGGGCUGGCUGACCUUUCCAAAUGGAGCCCUCACAUAGCUCAGUUCAACUGUGACAUGAUGCAGGCUGAGAAAUGGGUGCGAGCGAAACUCCGAGACCUGAAGGAUGGUUGCAGUAUUCAGGAAUGGGAGCGGGCAGCUCAGACGUUACAAAGAGACAUGAAAGACUUCGAGAAUACCAUGAUCAAACUGAACCAGAUGGGUGACCAGCUUAUAGUCCAGUCAAACUCCAGUGCCGAGAUAGCGAGGCGACUACAAACCCUGCGUGAACAGUGGCAACUGCUGAAGCAGAUGGCAGCAAAUCAGAGCAAAGCAGUGAGUGGACUCAGAAACUUACAAGAGUUCAACCAGAAAGCUGAGCAACUAGAAGCUUGGAUCAGGCAGAAGGAAGAGAAACCUUUGCUAACUGCCCUGCUGCAAGAGAAUGCAGACAAGAUUCAGCUUACCCGACGCAUCCUUGACUUGAAACAGGAGGAGCAGCAGUUCCAGGCCCUGCAUGAGGAAAUGAACAGCCUGGCUCACAAACUUGAGAAGCAGGGGAAGAGCGAGAGCAGGAGCAUUAUGGCACGGCGCAAGCAUCUCAAUAAAAUGUGGCUGCGUCUCCAGGGGACACUGAAGGAACACCAUGAAACCCUGCAGCUGGCUCUGGAAGCAGCUGCCUUCGUCCAGCAAGCAGAAGUGCUCCUUGGGGCCAUCCAUGCAAAGCGGAGGAAUCUCUGUGGAGUAGGGAAACAGAGGGAACCUGAAACCAGCCCAGACCUGGAUGUCAGGGAUAUAGCUAGUCAGGUCAUGAUGCUGGAUGUAACCGUGUCCCAGUUGAUAAGCCUCCACCCCAGCCUAGUAGCACGAGUAUCUCACAAGCAUCAAGAUGUGAAGGAGAGCUGGGCCCAGCUCCAGCAGUUAUUGAGGAGAUCAAUUGAUUCCCCAAAUCGUGAACAAAUGAAGAUCACGUCCAACAGUGCAGGGAGAGAGGCUGGAGGAAAACCUGUGUGGGAGAUAUGGAAGGACAUCCAAAGAAGCCAAGAGGGCAGCACGGACUCACCAGGCAAGGAGGCCAUCACCAGUGACGGCAGGAGGAGGAGAAAGAAGCUUCUCUGGCAUUCAAAUGCCUUGAAGGACCUGCCCCAGCAGGAGGCACACCUUCAGGACUUCUGCCAGGUUGGUGAUGGGGAACUACACAGGUGGAGUCCUCAGAUGGAAGAUGCCCUUGGGGAACUGGAGGAUCUAUGGGAGGAACUGAGAAGGCGGCACCAAGAGAAUGGCGUGGCCCUAAGGGAGAUUGAUACAGCUCUGCGGUUGGUUGGGGAGGUAGAAGAGGCUGAGUGUUGGCUAGAAACUGUGCUAGGCUUGCUCUCUGAGCCAGCAGCAGCAGCAAAGAACCUUGAUGACCUCCAUGGAGACCUAGAGAAGGUUGGCACCCUGGAGAACCAAGUGGAGGCAUGGCAUAUUAAGCUUCGAGCCCUGCAGGAGGAUAUGAAAAUGGACUCAUCCUCGGAACACACAGCAGCUGCAAUGAUUCAUAGAAAGAUGGAACGAGUGAAGGAAAAGUUUGCCUGUGUGCAGGAGGCUCUCCAGCGCCGAACAUCAGACUUGAAAGAUUCCCUGAUUUUAACUGAGUUCUUGCAGAAUGUGCAUAUGGAAGAGAUGCUGAGUCACAGGAACCAAGGACAGGCAGCAGCGAACCAGCUAGGCUCCCAAGAGCCUCUGCAGCUCCUCAUAGCCCAGAGUGCUCAACAGCUGAGCAAUGAGGACAUGAGCAGGUCACUGGAGGAACUGCAAGAAGCAGUGGACAUGCUGAACAGUGUCGUGAAGGAGCGCGAGCGGGCCAUGGAGGCGGUGACCAAGACAGAGAACCUGAAGUGCUUUGUGCAGGCCUUGACAAGUGGGGAGGAAACUAAGCUGGCCUGGGUCACCUCACAGAUUGAGACAAUGAGGGACAGAGCAGAAACACUGGCUCAGGACAUCAUGCAGGCAGAGAGAAGCUUUGCCACAGUCAAGAGUGAGGCAGAUCUUCUGGAGCUGCAGGGGCUCACGAAAAGGCAGAAAGAGAUAGAGAGUGAAAUGUCUAGCCUGAGAGGGGACAUGGAGAAACUAGAGAGAGCCUUCAUUGAGCUGGAAGAUUGCUGUCUGAUUGAAAUGCCAAAUGAAUCCAGAAGAAUCAGUGAAACACUGGAGGCUUGGAAAGAUCUGCAAAAGCUGGUGUUGGGAAAUGCAGUUCAUGGACAGCAAGCUGCUCAUUUGCAGCAAUUCUUCAGAGCUUAUUUAGCCAUUAUCUCCUGGACAGAGGAUACUCGGGCACAGAUCUUCUCUGAGACUAUGAGUGCCCAUGGUCUCUCAAAAGCUCAGUGGGAAGACCUGGAAAGUAACAUGGAGACUAAGUUCAAGGAGUUUGAGGAGCUGGCAGCAGUUGGAUGGAAACUGGUAGCUGAGGAGCACAGCUUGAGUGAGACAAUAAAGGAGCGAAUGGAGGAGCUGCAAAGCAUGCUGGGAUGGGUGAUGGUGCGCUGGAAAGCACAGAGUUCCCAGAAGGACCCUGGCAGUAAGAGUGAUGGCAGGGAGACUCAGAAUGGCACGCUGAACGUGACUGAGCACUGCCAAAUUAAAGUAGUUCCUGAAUCAAGUGUGGGUGAAGCAAAUAGUAUCCUUAAUUCCAGUGUUUCUGAGAGGCCUCCACCUACCCUUGGCUCCCUCCCAAAUGGUUCAGCAGCACAGCAAGAGAGCAAACCGAUCUCCACUGCAGUGCUAUCUACCCUGGAUGUUCUUCCAGGGCACAGGCAGAGUUUGGAAGAAUUGGAAAACCACUUGCCCUUUGAGAUGGACGUCCCGAAGGAGACUCUGAUCCUAGAACCCUUGGAGACUCCUGUGCUGCUGGUGCCCCAGCCAGGCCCUGGCAGUCUGGGUGGCACAGUGAACUUGAUAUUGAGCAUUGGGAAGAAAGCAGGGAGAGAGGCCACAGGAGGCCAGGUUGGAGCAGCACCAUCAAUGGGACCGGAAACCUUGCACAAGCUCUCUGAAACUAAAUCCUCAGCCUGUAAAGCUUUCUGGAAACGUUGCCAGGGGCUUUUAGGAAAUACUUUGGGUAGUUUAAAGAGAAAGAAAAGGCCACCCCGCCAGCAUGCAGAAGAGGUGAGCACCUAUUUGCACGUGAAGGAGAAAGAGGGAGACAGAGAUGCAGGCAUGGUUUGUGGAAGCUCUACUAUGCUGCGGCCUGCUAAGCAAACACCUCCCGGAGCUCACUCUUCCCCAUUUCCCAGUCCUGGGUGGGGCACCUCAGCCUUCCACACCUUGCCCAAGAUCAGCUCCAGCUGCUUCUUACUGAGCCUGAAGAGAAAAGGCAGAGUGGAGGCAGAAGAUGCCCAGCUACUCACCUUGCAAGGGAUCAUGGGAACCGAACCAAGAGACCUGCAGGCAGGGCAAGGGGAGAGGCACAGCACUAGUAGCACCUGGCCCCCAAAGGGUAACAGGAGGGCACAGGCCUUGCAGGCAGAGUGCCCGGCACCCUGCAGAGAGUUGACAGACUAUGUGAAGAACCCAUUGGCACGGGCUAUUGACGCUGAAUGCGACUCAGUUAGGGAAGUAUCUGGAUGUCAUGUGUUCCCAAGAGAGAGCAGAGGUCUCAACAGCCCCCCGUCACUGGCAGAGCGGAUGAGCAACACAUGCCAGCAUCUUUCUCUUGGUUCUGUCCUGAGCCUGGAGCUCCCCAAGGAUCCCACAGUCCUAAGGAAUAUCCAUGAUACCAUCAGAGUAGCAAAAGAGGGAGCAGCAGGAAGGAAGGGAAUAAGCCAAGCCUGCCACGGAGCUCGGAGCAGCCCAGCUGGGGCAAAAGUGCAGGAGGUUGGUAGUAGCCUGCAAAAGAGGGUGCUCGGAGGGCAGCCAGUCGUGCACCAGAGGCCCCUCAGGCCUGAAGAUGCUCAUGACAAGCUUCCCCAGGGUAAGGGAGGCACAUGGUUUGAAGAGGUGAGCAUCAACCCAAGCUACAGCAGGCAGAAGGCCUGCUUCGUUACUCUUUGUGGAGAAGACAGGCAGAGUCCAACUAGCCAGAGCAGUCCCAGUGACGACUUCCUGCAUUUUAAGCAGAACCGGCUAUCCCGCAUUAGUGUCCUGCAUGAGCAGAUAGGUAUAGAGUGGGACAGACUAGCUACCUCACUGGGUACAACUGGCAGCUCCAAGGAGGUGCAGGUAAAGGGUUCGGCUGACCACAAAGCCAGAGAAGCAUCUCGGGUGAAGCUGAAGCCCUCACCUGCUAAGCACACGGGCAGCUCCGAUGCGGUUUCCAGCAUAGCCAGAGCUAAGAACCCUGCUGUGAAUGGGGCAGCAGAGAAGGGAAGCCUUGUGAGAACCUCACCCUCGUUCCUCCACCUGGGGGUCAAAUCUCCUGCCAAGCUGUCUGUAUUUGAAUGUGAACUAGACACCCCAACACCCUCGGAGCUGGACCCUCUUGUCCUGGCUGCUGGAGGAAGCACGACUAAAGGACCAAAGUUGCUGGAGGCUUGUCACCCUGCCCACGAGUUGUUUGAAGAGGAGGAAGAGGAGCUGCAGGCCAUAUGGAGCAACGUGGAGAAGCACAAGAAAAGCUCGGGAAUCCACAGCAGCCCUGCUGGAAAGGUGGAUAAGAUGCAAAGUCCAGACAGCUCUGGUGCAAGACUCCUCCGGGCAGCGGCAGACAAUUUGUUGGUGGCUAAGUUCAAGCUCCCCACCUCUGCUCAGCUGCUUCAGAGGUCUGAAGGAGAAAGAGGGACUAGUUGUGGCAGUCCAAGUCGCUGCCGGGCACCCAUGCCUUCUGGCCAGGAGCCAUCAGAAGGGGCAGUAGCUGCAGCUGUGAGGUCACUGCAGAAUACCUGCCCAGGGGCCCAGCAGAAGCUUCAGGCAGAGGGCAGAAGUAUUGGCAAGAAUCUUCCCAGUAAACUUGAGCUUCAGAUGAUGGAAGGAGCUUUGGAGAGGAAGCAUCUGUUGCAGGCAGGAGGCAAGAAGGCAAACUGUCGUUCCUGGAACACAUUCCACACAGUACUGAUGAGACAAACUUUGUGUUUCUACCAGGACAAGAAAGACACCCUCAAGCAGAGUUCUGUAGUGGCCUUGCCACUGAACCUCCGCGGAGCCGUUUGCACGCUAGAAACAGAGUAUAUCAAAAAGAACAACUGUUUCACACUACAGUUGAAGGAUGGCUCCAAGUACCUCCUUAGAGCUCCUACUGAGCCACUCAUGUGGGAGUGGAUUACCAAAUUGCAGCAGAACUCAGGCUUACCUGAAGUGGACUUUUUCCAGUCAGCUUCCCAGACUGCCCAAGAGACGACCUCUGCUGUUAGUGUGAUUCCUAGCCAUGGAGUUCCCCACUUGCUUGGCCCUCAUCAGUCUCUCACAGCCAAGAGCCAAGAGGCCAUACUCUUACCCAGAUCAAGUGUGAGGCUGCAGCUGCCUUGUGAAAAUCAGGAUGACUUAUUGGACUCAGCAGAAUCACGGACAGAAGACAGCCAGAAAUCUGCUGCCAUUUAUACCACAGAGCACAGUCUGAGGCACUGCUCUCCUACAGCAUCUACAAGGUCGCAGGAACCUUACAUUUUUGAGGAAGAGGACUAUGGGCUAGUGGCGAACAAGAGGCGAUCAUAUUCCUUUACCUCAGCUACGUACCAGAAGAUCACACCUUUGUCGGUGUCCAAGGAACCCUUGGGCCUUGGCAGCAGCUACUCAGUCACUCUGUACAUUGGAGAGCAGGUACCGACUCCUCCCAGGCCUCGCUGCCAUUCCUUCAUCGCCUCUCCUGGUGGCGCCCGAGAAAACUUGGGUGAGAGGAGCCAAGGCGCCUCGCCUCGCCAGAAGAACAAAUCUGUCUUCAGAAAGUUCUUUGGGAAGAAAGACUGAGAUACCAGCUCAUUCUCCUCAGCCCAGGAGUGGGAUUUGUGGCUGCAUGCAAGCGCUUGAACCUUCCUAGGACUGGACCCAAUGGCUGCCAGGGGACACUGUUAUGCUGCACCGUUGCUUGACAUUUGCUCUCGGUCUCUUCCCAAGGAGGUUGGGUGAGAGAGGUGGGACUGGUAGGCUCUGCACAGUGAAACAAUCCCUUAUCUCUCAGCCCCCCUAUGCCAUUUAACUCAACCCUGAUAGGGGCAGCAACCCCAGGGAAUAGCAGCUGAGAGGGUCAAAGGUCUUCAGGGAGAAAGGAAAUUAAAAUUAAAAACCACCUCAUUCAUAUUGUUGGAAGGUAGUAUAUUCCAAAUACCAUGGGCUUUUUCUCUACAAGCACAGAGCACAGCCUUUGUUUGACAUACAAGCUAAUAUAGAAAAUCAGGUAAUACAUUCCCAGGCACAUACAUAUUAAUACUGUAUUUGUAUUCAAGGCAGGGGUUGUGGAAGACUCAUGUUGCUUCUCUUCCUUCCUAACAAAUGUUUGCAUGGCCCAUGAGGGGAUCAAAAAAGGAAGCGCUUUCUCGGUACCAAUUAUCCUGACUAUGUUAUUUACGCAGGCAUAUAGGGUUGCCUUUUGUUUUUUUAACUUGACCUGGUGCCUUCGCAGAUAUUAGCAGGGGAUAAUGCGUAAUCUCCUGAUUUCUGCAGGUCAAGCUGCUGUAAAAUGCACAUGUCAACACACACACACACACACACACCCGGAGGCCAGGCCAAGGAUUAUUUUGGAUAGUCAGCAAACCUGAGUCAGUCCUAAAGUCUGCAGCAGAGCCCACAGCUGAGGAAUUAUUUCUUGGGCAAAUUGGUACAUUAUUAAUUAAGAAUGGGCAUGGAUUAAGGUUUGUGGAGGCUUUUGGAACUAGGUUUUUUUUUGCACCUCAAAAAGAACAAUUUCUGUACCUACCCUGUUUAUGGUUCAGAAAUACAGGGUGAGUUCUCCACUGUGUGUGUGUGUGUGUGUGCGUGCAUGCAAAAAACCUUAAUGUUCUGCUUUCUUUUCUCCUGCACUAUGAUGCCUAAUGCAGCAGCAAUUAAGACUUGUUAAAUAGUCAGUUGCAUCUCCUCAAGAGACAUUAACACCACAUUAAAACACCAGUUGGCUGUCUGUGUGUCUUCCUUCAAAGUGUAA